AUGUCUGACUCUGGAGCACCAUCCUCGAACCGGAGAACGAGGGCCGGGACGCGAAAGUCCAAAAAAGGAUGCGUAACGUGCAAGAUCCGCCGCGUGAAAUGCGGAGAAGAGAAGCCCGAGUGCAGUCGAUGCACUCUCACAGGACGAAAAUGCGACGGAUACACAGAUAUAUCACAAACACAACUUCGCCAAGCGAUCUUCAAGUCUGCCCCGCGACAUGUUUGGAGCCCGAGCCCAGAUCGGAAUAUUGUUCUCGUCCCAGGUACGCGGGAAGAGCGACAAUACGUGCAGUUCUUCUGUACGCAGACUGCCCAUGCUCUGUCGGGCUUCUUUCCGUCGGAGUUUUGGACCAAGUUCCUGCCACAAUUAAGUCAUUGUAAUCCUGCGGUUCGACAUGCCGUUAUCGCCGUGGGGGCUCUGCAUCAACGUCAGCUUCAAGGCAGGUUAAUGGCUGCGAAUGCCGACUCAAGACAGACCGAUGAAUUCACAAUUCAACAGUACAACAAAGCCAUCCGGAAAUUCCUGCAGCAAAUGGAAAGUCCCACUGAUAGAGAGUUCGACUCGAUGUUGAUCCAAUGCGUUCUUUUUAUUUCUCUGGAGAUGCUUAGUGGCAAUACCAAACAAGCAAUGGAUCAUGUUGAGGGUGGGUUGCGAAUGCUGUCGAGGCACCUCCAAGACAAAGCUGCAGACCAGAGUACCUUUGGUAGAGAUCUAUCCCAGUUCUUUUAUCGACAGAAUAUUCAGCUUUCGUAUUUCGGUCGCCAGCUGAUGCCAUUUACGGCCACGGUAUCGAACGACUUUGCCGUUUUGGCAUCGAACAAAGAUCUCGUUUUCGAGAAUAUCAACCAAGCACGAGAUUGCUUGACCAAUGUCAUGACGCGGGCCUUGUGCCUUAUUCGCACGGUACAGAGUCACACUUGGACAACUCCACAAGAGCCGAUACAUCCAUCACAACUCCAACAGCAACUAGAUCUUUUAGCGGAGUUUGAUGCAUGGUUCAAAGCCUUCCAAAUACUGAGGAAACGGUCAGCAAGGGCCACCGGGGUACUAGAUCCCCGUGCCCCUUUAUCAAUUUUGUGCCAGUAUUACGCCGCGGUAACCUGGCUCAGCACCUGCACCUCACUGGACGAGAUGAACUUCGACCACUUCUACCCACACUUCGAAGAGAUCGUGUCCGCAGGAGAAAAGCUAGUCGAGCUCUGCGCGAAAGACGCGCCCAGCUCGGCUACGGAACAAUUCUUCCUCGAUGCUGAUGUGAUGCCCGUGCUGUACUGGACUGUCAUGCGCUGUCGACACCCGAUCUUGCGACGCAGAACUAUGCAUACGUUAACGAGAUACCAAGCGAGAGAAGGCAUGUGGGAAAAGCGACUUCAUAUUGCUGUAGCCAGGAGAUACGUGGAACUUGAAGAAGCAGCUCUUGUACAUCUUCCAGUGAAUCAGAGACUGCCUGCAGCACAUCAUCGAGUAUAUGAUGCGAUGAUUUAUCGUGAAAUGGAGUCGCCGUCUAAUCCAUGUCCUGUUCUGUUCCGGACCAAGCCGCAUGGGGUAGAUGGACAUUGGGAGGACCGGUGGGAGCACGUGAGCUGGUAA
Aspergillus sclerotioniger CBS 115572 is the source of this 1590-nucleotide messenger RNA. RefSeq names its product Zn(II)2Cys6 transcription factor. NCBI's taxonomy places the organism in Eukaryota, Fungi, Ascomycota, Eurotiomycetes, Eurotiales, Aspergillaceae. Gene Ontology annotation, biological process: regulation of DNA-templated transcription. The record is from RefSeq and is a predicted model, not a curated record. Bases 1 to 1590 code for a protein of 529 amino acids. The transcript is spliced from 2 exons. Gene Ontology annotation, molecular function: DNA-binding transcription factor activity, RNA polymerase II-specific; zinc ion binding.